Molecule: messenger RNA, 1882 nt
Organism: Durio zibethinus
Lineage: Eukaryota; Viridiplantae; Streptophyta; Magnoliopsida; Malvales; Malvaceae
Product: putative protein phosphatase 2C 38
Biological process (GO): protein dephosphorylation
Molecular function (GO): protein serine/threonine phosphatase activity; cation binding
Source: RefSeq, a predicted model, not a curated record
GCUAAAAACCCACAGAAAGGGCAAAAAAAAAAAAAAAAGUAAUAAAGAGAAGUGAUGGUUUCAAAAACUCAAGAUUUGUUUUGUUAAAAGUUACUAGUUUUUAUUAUAUUUUUUUUCAAGCCCACCUUCCCAACUUUCUCCCAACCUUUUUCUUCUUUCAUUCGUGUUCUUUUGUCUCAAAACAUUCUUAAAACAUGUCUUUUUUUGUUGUUCAUUUGAUUCUUUUGAGUCAUCUUAGACGGGCUUAUAACUGAAAAGAUCAUACAAAAUUCUUCAUUGUUUCAUAAGAUUAAUGUUGUCUGCAUUUAUCAAUGUGUUUGAUUUCUGAAACUUACGUUGUGGGUUUGGAAAUUGAGCAGAAACCGGAGCAAAUACUUUGGGUCAAUAGAGUUCCCAGUAUUGAUUUUAUGAACAAUUUGAUUGCUGGGUCUUUUGGGUGAGAAUAUGUAAGUUAUGGUAUCAGCAACAUUGAUGCGAAUUGUGCCGCCCUGUUGGAGGCCUUCCGUUGAGGGUGAGAAUUCUAGUAGAGGUGGGGAUGCUAAUGGUAGGUUUGAUGGAUUGAUAUGGUCCAAAGAUUUAGGAGAACAUGUUACUGGCGAGUUUUCAAUGGCAGUAAUUCAAGCAAAUAAUCUGUUGGAAGACCAUAGCCAACUUGAAUCAGGUCCGAUGAGCUCGGUUGAAUCGGGGCCUCAUGGGACAUUUGUUGGAAUUUAUGAUGGUCAUGGAGGUCCAGAAGCUGCUAGGUUCAUAAACAAACACCUUUUUGGCCAUAUCAAGACUAUUAAUGGUGCAGAGUUUACAGCUGAGAAUCAUGGAAUGUCAGCUGAUGUAAUAAACAAAGCAUUUUCGGCAACCGAAGAGGAUUUUCUUACUCUUGUCAAGAAGCAGUGGCUUAGUAACCCACAAAUUGCUUCUGUUGGUUCAUGUUGUUUGGUGGGAAUACUUUGUAGCGGACUGCUAUACAUUGCAAAUGCUGGAGAUUCUCGAGUGGUCUUAGGAAGACUGGAAAAAGCCUUUAAAGAGGUGAAAGCAGUUCAGUUAUCAUCUGAGCACAAUGCAAGCAUUGAAUCUGUGCGGGAGGAGUUGCGAUCAUUACAUCCUGAUGAUCCACAGAUUGUGGUCCUCAAGCACAAAGUAUGGCGGGUUAAGGGUAUUAUACAGAUUUCAAGAUCCAUUGGUGAUGCUUAUCUAAAGAAGGCAGAAUUCAACAAAGAACCUCUAUUGCCAAAGUUUAGAGUUCCAGAAUCAUUCGAGAAGCCAAUCCUACAAGCUGAGCCAGCAAUAUUAGUACAGAAACUCCAUCCUGAAGAUCAGUUUCUUAUCUUUGCAUCAGAUGGUCUAUGGGAGCACCUUGGCAAUCAGGAGGCAGUCAACAUGGUCAACACCUGUUCACGUAAUGGUAUUGCCAGGAGACUUAUCAAAGCCGCGCUUCGUGAAGCAGCAAAGAAGAGGGAAAUGAGAUACUCAGACUUGAAAAAGAUUGACCGCGGAGUAAGGAGACAUUUUCAUGAUGAUAUAACAGUUAUUGUUUUGUUUCUGGAUUCCCAUCUGAUAAGCCGCAGCUCAUGGUGUGGACCCCUGGUUUCAAUCCGAGGUGGUGAUGGAGUCCCUGGAAAUGGCAACUGCUAGUGCAACAGGUCCUAGACCUCUAUCAUUUUCUCCCCAUUUUCUCCUUUUGUAUUAACAAGCAUUGAAAAUGAUUUUUUUCCCAAUGUAUAGCCACUCAAUUCAGGAACUUGUUUCCAUAAAGCCAUGAUAGAAUUAUCUAUAGAUGUUAGUUACCAGUUAGAGAGUGCCUAAGAGAAUUCCUCCAUUGAAGUUUACUCUGGUGACUGACACAUGAUAAUUGAAAAGCUAUAAAAAUUCAUUGAUAUCUAUGGUA